Dovyalis caffra is the source of this 171-nucleotide messenger RNA. Lineage: Eukaryota; Viridiplantae; Streptophyta; Magnoliopsida; Malpighiales; Salicaceae. The record is from the annotation of a GenBank genome assembly.
AUGAUUGACGAGCUAGAGAUUUCAGUACUGGAAAACAGAGGAGGAGUGAAGAAAACAACAAUAGAAGAGAAGUACAGAAUCAACCCUAAUUUGUUGAUAUCAAUGUCCACUGAAGUAAAUCCCAACAUCAUCCCAGGCUGUUGUGGCGAUAGGUCAAGGACUAUGGUGUGA